This is a messenger RNA of Orbicella faveolata, 2112 nucleotides long. RefSeq lists its product as uncharacterized. The record is from RefSeq and is a predicted model, not a curated record. NCBI's taxonomy places the organism in Eukaryota, Metazoa, Cnidaria, Anthozoa, Scleractinia, Merulinidae.
AUAGUUUAUGCAAAAGUUGGGGGGCAAACAGAGUGCAUUAUGGGCAAUUGGAAAAUAGAGAAUGUGACAUUUCCCCAUAACUAGCCAUUCAGUCUGACAUGAGUUUUUCUCCUUCAUAUUGCAGUCUUAACGACGCUAUUACAAGGCGUGCAAAGUGAAAGCACUAUAGCACCGUCGGUGACAUUAUCUCAGCAAACGCUCGUGACGAUGUCAUCAUCAUCAUCGUCAUCAUCAUCGUCAUUAUCAUCUGAAUCCCCCACAGAAAACAAGGAGGCUAGUGACCAAGACAACCAAGAAACAGAGGAAACUGAAGCUCCCCUCUUGAUUGAACUGUGGAAGAUAAUUUCGAUCGGUGGCUUGUUAAUUGUUUUCAUUCUUUUGAUCUUCAUUCUAGGUCUGCUGAUGAGAAACAGACUGUUGAAAGACGCUUUAACUCGAGAGAGACGUAACACUGAAGAACGGCACCAACGCCAGCGGAGGCAAGUGGAGACGAGAGAAGCACUUUCUAUCAUAGCAGCAGCGUCAUCUACAAAUGAGCUGUCAACUUUUCUUCACGAUGAACACGGAGCGAAGGUAUUGUUAACAUACAAAUUGGAAAUUGGCCAGAAGUUCCAGAGUCGCACAUUUUCCAUGGGAACCUCAAGGUCAGUGGAUAGGCUUGCGGAUCUGUUGAGAAAUUCUGAACAGAUACAACGACAUCACAGAAGCACAGACACACCGGGGGUUCAUGACGAGAUGCAGGUUAGUGCCUCAAUCAAUCAUCAAACAAGUGUUUGAGCUUUUACAAAAUGUACUAAAAUACUAUUUAACAAUAAGUGAGUAACAGGUCAGUAACAUUGGACAGCAUGGCAAAACACGAGGUGUUUUGCACGUUUGAUCCGCGAGCACUUACUUUUGCAACCGUUAUUUCGAUUGUCACCCAACGCUUCAUCAUAACAUUGCUGCGUGACGAUCAAAAAUAACAGCUGCGAUGGAAAUUGCACUAAGACACGUGGCCCCGCUGCGCGUAGUUGAUUCUGGUAGAUUUCAGUAUGUUAUCUAAUGCUGGACACUAUCCUGUACAGUUUCAGCCAUCAAGAUCAAGACAAGCUGAAGACCCGAAGAACGAAAAUCAGGCAAAGUCAACACGUCAGGUGCGUGCAUGUGUAAACGUUUCCUCUGUGAAGCUGAUCACAAUUAAUUUAUGCAAAAUCUUUAUAUAUCGAACUAAACCUUUGUCUUUUCUCUUGUAGCCUCGACCUUGUUUUAAGCUGUAUCAAUAGUUCGUCUUCAAUUCUUUCCCCGCUCAGAGGAGCUGGUGAAAAGCCGUAAGGUGUUGCACUUUACCACUAACACUUUGCGCUCGUACCCAGCCCUAGGGGCUAUUCGCGUGCGUUUACAGGCAGUGAAAGAACUUGAGAGUUUUUAACGUCAAGGUAUCGAAAACUGCUCACACCGACAAUUUUUUUAGGCAGUUUUUCUAUUGUCAAGUUAGAUCCUUUCAAUGAUGGCUUUCUCUAUAGCUCACCUAUUUGCUUGACAAAUUAGUGAUGUUGUAAGGAGAAAUUUGAUUCUGGUCACUCUUGAUAAUUGAUUGACAGAUAAAAUGCUUGUCAAACUUAUACGAUUCACAUCCUUGUUUGUGUCACUCUUUCUUCAGGACAAUUUUAUUACCUCCGGCUCCAGGGAUGACUACAUUAAGCCAAGAAACGAUCCCCAAUCAAAAACUAAAGUCUCUUUUGCUGAACCAUUGCAGGAAACACCGUUACCAACCCGAGAGGAAAAACAAAAGGUGUGUAACAGGGAAACAUUAGUCAGUGUAGCAAGUAUUAGCUAGGGCCUGAAUCACUUCUCCUCAAAAGUAGGAGAGCGGGGAGGAGACAAUUGUGAGAAGGGCGAAGAAAAAUGGACUUAAAUACGUGCAUUUUCGAGUUGCCUUUUGCCUCAGUGUCAAAACGAGUCUUCGCGCGAAACCAUUCAUAUGGAAAUGUGUUCCGCCUACAUUUCAUUUUCAUGCAAAUCAAACUCAUUUCACGCAAAUCAGUGCACGAGGAUUCGUUUUGAAACGGAGGCACAAGGUAACUCGGAAAAAGCCUGUUUUAAUAGUCUUGUGAGCAAUCAGGCUAUCGCCGA